CACGGAUAUUCUGUGAUUUCUGAUGAAUAGUUUUGGUUCUGUCAUAAAAUUUAAGUUUUUUAAUUAUAUGGUGAUUGUGGACAUUUUCUGAAGAAAUGUCUUCAAUUACAUCCACAAACACCACUGAGUUGUCCAUAACUCAGGAAGAAAUGGACAAUUCGAAAAUAACAAUAAAUACAAACAGUAGUAAACUUAUAUUAGAAAAUAAUUCUUCUGAUGUAACCAUAUCAAAAUAUGAAGCUCCCACAUCUUUUUGCAAUGUUACAACCACAACUAAUUCGUCCAUAACAAUGAAAACUCAGGUGGUACCUUUAGUUUAUAUUCAAAAUUCUGCAAAAAUUCCUUUUCCUGCUGUAAAUAAAACGAACAGUAAUGUUAUAGUCAAUAAUAUUUCACAAUUUCAUUUUGCAACAUUAGGCACAGCAAUAAAUAAUAAAAAUAGUACGAAUUUACCAACAACAACCAUGGCUCUGCCAACAAAUCAGAAUGUAAUUUUGGCAACUGGCAGGCCUCAACCGCUAGUAUUUCAAAAGCCACAGGGAAAUGUAGUUCCGGUUGUACCCGUUCCUGUUUCUACAGGAGCAAAAAUAACGGGGACAUAUCUGACAAUGCUGAAACAAGUUCCCAAACCCACCGAACCAACAAAUAUUAGUAAAGUGCAGCUAGCUACGGGAAAUAUUCCCAAAAUGCAGGACUUCCCGUUACUCAAUAAUAACACUUAUAUACAGUCUCAGAACCAAGCACAAAAAUUCGUUAUUACUCCAAUGCCAAAAGUAACAACAAAUCGCUUACCAGCUACAGCCACGACUAAUAGCGUGCAGCCUAAAAUUGCUUUGUUGCCAAUGCCUGUACCUACAACUGAACCAUCUGUUACAAAGCAAAAGAUAUAUAAUUUUAAGAUAACAGACGGACAAAUACAAAGUGACUCGACUUCCACCGUAACUGUUAUGUGUGAUAAUUUCUCAAACAAUUCAAAUGAGAACAGCAUGGAUGUGGACAGCAAUAGCGAAAAUAAUCUGGUAUGUGAUGAAGUUAUCAACUUAGACAGUCCUGAGAAAUCCGACAUAACAAACAAAACUUACGAAUUAUCCAUAACGGAAGAAUCUGUAAGUUCUCAAAGUGAUUUAAGAAUAAAUAACUGUCACAGCAACACUACUAUUAUAACUAAAAUUCCCUCGAGUACUGAAGUUAAACCUGUACUACACAAAGACACUCCGAGAUUUCCUAAACAUGGAGUCUCAAUAUUAAAGAAAAAUUAUUCUAAUUUUGCAGAUCGUAAAACGGACAAACCAAAUAACUUGAUCAUUUGCAACAUUAACUCUAAAAAUUCAGUUUCAGAGAGCAAAGAAGUUUCAGUUAUAAAACCUAGUACUAGUAAUAAAGAAGACGUAAUUAUAACUAUUCCAAGCAGCCAACCUGCAAAACCUGAGAAAGAGAGGAGGCGCAAGUCAAACUUCUCUUACAGAAAAGAGUUUGAUGAUAUGGAAGUAACCAGCACUUCCACUCCGGCAAACGUAUUUAAUACUAAUGCAAAUAAAAGCACUUUUGAGAAUAGAGAGUCAGCCACGAACCCUAAAAAGUGCCUCACCGAUGAGAUAGAAAUAGAAGUGAUAAAAGAGAAGGGUGAUAUAAACAUGAAUGAUGACUGUGAUCUCCAAAAACUCUUAGUAUGGGACGAUGAAGUGGGUACAUUACCUGGUUCAAGUUUGAAAUUUAUUAUGAACGAAUUUAGUAUCAUUGAAUAUGUGACUGAAGACGAAUAUAAAAAGAUUUUGGAAAAGAAAGCAGUGAAAUCCAAGGAGAAGAUGAAGGUAGAUUUCCAGGAAGAGAUGCGUUGUUUGGAAUGCGGUUGUUUCGGUUUACCUUCCGAAUUCAUCAACCCCAAGUUUUGUAGUUACGACUGCCAAGAGUCGUCUCAAAAUAGAAACAAAAAAGAUAAACAAGACCAGUUCAAAAAGAAAAAGAAGAGACCUAAAAAAGAGGCGAACUUGGACGGUAAUUUAAAAUCUGAACUGAAGCCUGAUAUCAAAGAAAGUGGCAGCGAAGAGGACUCAAACGACAACUCAUCGCAAGAAAAAUUCAUGUCUUACCCUUGGGCAUGUAAAAAGAAAGGAUUUUCAUGGUCCAAGUACCUUGAACACAUAAAGGCUAAACCUGCACCAGUGAAGCUGUUUAAAGACCCGUUUCCUUACACCAGAAAUGGAUUUAGGCCUGGAAUGAAACUGGAAGGUGUAGACCCUCAACACCCUUCAUAUUUCUGUGUCUUAACAGUGGCUGAAACUGUAGGGUACCGGUUGAGGUUACAUUUUGAUGGAUAUCCGGACAAUUAUGACUUUUGGUGUAAUGCGGAUAGUAUGGACAUCUUUCCUAUGGGUUGGUGCGAGAAAUUUGGACAUGUCUUACAACCACCCCCUGGAUAUACCAUCGAUAAUUUCAACUGGGUGCAGUAUUUGAAACAGACUAAGUCUACGGCAGCUCCCAAGCACCUUUUUUCGAAUAGAGCUGGACAGGCAAUCUGUCCAAAUGGCUUCCGGGUGGGCAUGAAAUUGGAAGCCGUCGACAGAAAAAAUACGUCGUUAGUCUGUGUGGCAACGGUACGUGAUAUGAUGGAUAACCGGAUACUGGUGCAUUUUGAUAGCUGGGAUGACAUCUACGAUUACUGGGCCGACCCCACUUCCCCUUACAUACAUCCAGUGGGAUGGUGCGAUCAGUAUGGGCACAACCUAACUCCUCCAAAUGAUAAAUCACAUAAGAAAAAAGGUGGUGAAAAUUGGCUUAGAGACUACCCCAACCCGGAGUCAUUUUCAUGGGAGGUCUACUUGAAGUUAACCAAGGCUGUGGCUGCUCCGGUACGGGCCUUCAAGCAGCGUCCCAGCUGCGGCUUCAAACGAGGCAUGAGGCUCGAGUGCGUGGACAAAAGGGUGCCCCAGCUCAUUCGGGUAGCCACGGUGGAUGACGUCAAGGAGCAUCAGAUACGAAUACACUUCGACGGGUGGUUGGAUAGGUACAGUUACUGGGUGGAUGACGACAGUCCCGAUAUCCACCCCAUGGGGUGGUGUCAGAAGACGGGGCAUCCGAUAGAACCUCCACUGACCCCUGACGAUGUCUAUGACUUUUUGGAGUGCCCCACAGUGGGCUGUAGGGGUCAGGGCCACAUCAAGGGGCCCAAGUAUGCCAACCACUCCACUCAGAAGUACUGCCCCUAUUCCGAGGAGAAUAUCGAUGCCGAAAGAGUAUUACCCGACAGGUUGUUGAGUCCCGACCGCAGUCCCGAAGCUGUCGUGCCCAUAUCAAGGGAGCCCAAGGAGUGCAAAAUUAAGCCACGUUUGGGAAGGCCGCCAAAGUACCUGCGUCUGGAGCAGCCAAAACCCGCCCCCGCAGACGAACCCCCAGAGAAGAAGCCUCGAAAGAAGGAGAAAAAACUAGAAUCUUCCCCCAUUUCAGAAGCGGCAGAACAGAAGGCGAUGCUGCUCAUCGAGCAGUCGAAGAUCCUACCGGCAGAGAGGGAAUCGUGGCUCAGACACUCGCACUUCCUCAAGAGGUACAUCACCACGGACGUGGACCCCCGGUCGUGGUCGAACGGUGAAGUGGUGGACUUUAUUACUUCCUUACCGUGUUGUGAGAACGACGCGAACUUGUUUAAGCGCGAGCAGAUAGACGGAGAGGCCCUGCUGUCUCUCAGCCAGAAGGACAUUUUAUCAAUUCUGAACAUUAAGGUGGGGCCUGCGGUGAAGCUAUACAAUAGCAUAGUUUUAUUGCGGCAGCACGUGGACGAGAAGGUUUUUACGUAAUGACAGAAGUGAUAUUUUACCGUUUGCUUUGUUUAUACAUUAUAUGAGCAAUUGUUAAAUUUAUUUUAUUUAGAAAAUGUAAAUUAUUGUAUAA
Messenger RNA from Anoplophora glabripennis (Asian longhorned beetle), 3885 nucleotides. RefSeq names its product lethal(3)malignant brain tumor-like protein 3 (gene l(3)mbt). Gene Ontology annotation, molecular function: protein binding; zinc ion binding. The record is from RefSeq and is a predicted model, not a curated record. Gene Ontology annotation, biological process: regulation of DNA-templated transcription. Gene Ontology annotation, cellular component: nucleus. Lineage: Eukaryota; Metazoa; Arthropoda; Insecta; Coleoptera; Cerambycidae. The coding region runs from base 96 to 3791 and encodes 1231 amino acids. The transcript is spliced from 7 exons.